UGUCACCAAAUGGUUUAUGAAUAACAUCUGGAGAAACACACUCAACUGAUUUGCACUUGACUCCAAGGAUUUGCCAAGAAGAGACUGCAAAACUCAACAAGGCUAUGUGGAGGCUCCACCUUCUUGGACUGAGCAGUUACUGGUUCCUUCAGCUCUUCCGCCUGCAAAAGACCAUUGUGGGACUAUCCAGCUUCUGAUCUUAUGCUCAGGAUGCUCCAGAUUCUAUGUUGGUGAAAAACACAGUUGAUGGCAAGGAAGGAGGGCAAACCUUUGGCUUUGAGGCGCAAGAAGAAAGAGAGACUUGAACAACAGACCACUGGGAAGAGUUACCUGAGAGACGUUCUUCGCGAGAGUCCUCGCGGUGGUUUCCCGCUUCAACAGUGCUUGGACGGAACCCAGAGCUCGACUUCCACGGCUGGCUGCUCAGAGGCAGCAUCCCUUCGCCGCCACUUCACAGCGCCCUCAGACCGCCCCCGGCCUCGGCCCCGGCUCCAGCGCCGUGCCUGUCCGCAGCCUCCCAUCAUGACCACCACGUCCCCCUCGCAGGUGUGCCAGAACUACCACCAGGACUCGGAGGCCGCCAUCAACCGCCAGAUCAACCUGGAGCUCUACGCCUCCUACGUCUACCUGUCCAUGUCUUACUACUUUGACCGCGAUGAUGUGGCUUUGAAGAACUUCGCCAGAUAUUUUCUGCACCAGUCUCAGGAGGAGAGGGAACAUGCCGAGAAACUAAUGAAGCUGCAGAACCAACGAGGUGGCCGAAUCUUCCUUCAGGAUAUCAAGAAACCAGACCGCGACGACUGGGAGAGUGGGCUCAAUGCCAUGGAGUGUGCUUUGCAUUUGGAGAAAAAUGUGAACCAGUCACUUCUGGAACUGCACGAACUGGCCGCUGACAAAAAUGACCCCCACUUGUGUGACUUCAUUGAGACUCAUUACCUGGAUGAGCAGGUGAAAUCCAUCAAAGAAUUGGGUGACCACGUAACCACCUUGCGCAAGAUGGGAGCCCCAGAAUCGGGCAUGGCAGAGUAUCUCUUUGACAAGCACACCCUGGGAGAAAGUGAUAACAAGAGCUAAACCUUAGGCUGACUUUCCCAAGGCCAGGGAAGUGACUUCCCUGGUCACCAAGGCAGUGCAUGCAUGUUGGGGUUACCUUUACCUUUUCUAUAAGUUGUACCAAAACAUCCACUUAUGUUCUUUAAUUUGUACCAUUCCUUCAAAUAAAGACAUUUGGUAACCCCCCCAAAAAAAUUAA
Molecule: messenger RNA, 1252 nt
Organism: Ictidomys tridecemlineatus (thirteen-lined ground squirrel)
Lineage: Eukaryota; Metazoa; Chordata; Mammalia; Rodentia; Sciuridae
Product: ferritin heavy chain
Biological process (GO): intracellular iron ion homeostasis; iron ion transport
Cellular component (GO): cytoplasm
Molecular function (GO): ferrous iron binding; ferric iron binding
Source: RefSeq, a predicted model, not a curated record